Molecule: messenger RNA, 2074 nt
Organism: Styela clava
Lineage: Eukaryota; Metazoa; Chordata; Ascidiacea; Stolidobranchia; Styelidae
Product: solute carrier family 35 member F3-like
Source: RefSeq, a predicted model, not a curated record
UUCUCAACAAGGGUAUUAUUUCCAGUCAUCGACCUUUGGACGGUUGCGCCAUGGAAAUGUCGGGCGAUUUUAACGCAUACGGGAGGCGUUAACAAAUUUCGCGAAGGUCAAAAUCCACCGCACGAAAAAUAUUUCGCCAUUCCGUCUUUAGGUUUUGUACGUGAAGGGUCUCCUGCUUUUAAGCUAAAUCUCGUUUUCCUAUUCACACGCGUUUUGUUUCCACGUGAUUUGUGACCAUGGGCGACGAAAGCGCGAAUUCCAAAAUAAUAGAUUUAUGUGAAGGUAGUGAAGAUGAUAAAUCGUUAAAAGACAAGCAAAAGGAAUUCUCAAUGGCAGACAAAAAGACAGAGCGAAUGUCAGAAACAGUACGAAAGACUAUUAUUGGUGUUGUAAUUGUGGUGCUCUUGGCAGUAUCGUGGGUCGGAGCUCAGCAAACAGCGCAAACCGCUGUUCAGUGGGGCAAUUUUGAAGCUCCUUACUUUACCACAUGGUAUGGAACUUGUUGGAUGGUGCUUUGCUUCCCUGGUUAUGCAAUUUUCGUUAUCAUUUCUGAACGGGAUAAAGCGAAGAUCCUUCAUGCUUUCAAGGAAUCUACCCAUAUAUUUGGCCCACAAAGCGUUACUAUGGCACAAUUUUUUAAAAUUAUAUGGAGCCUAAAUGCAAUUUGGUUGGCCGUGAACUCACUUUAUGUAUUCGGACUCAAAUUUAUCUAUGCAACCGAUGCAUCUGCAAUCAUGGCUUCAAAUGUUGCGUUCGUGUACAUGCUAUCACUAUGCCUACUUAAAGAAAAAUUAUACGCGAUACGGAUCAUCGCAUCUUUCUUAUGCAUCAGCGGUGUUGUACUUUUUGGUUACGCAAAAGGUUUUCAAGGAAGUGAACAUCUUCUUCAAGGAGUUUUGAUGAUUAUCGCAUCCGCAUUUGGUGCCGCAGUGUAUAAAGUUGUAUUCAAAAAAGUAGUGGGGAACGCUUCAUUAGGACAGGUAUCACUAUUUUUAACACUACUGGGACUGAGUAAUACGCUUCUGAUGUGGACUGUAAGUGUAUGCUUAUAUGUUGCAGAAGUUGAAAAAUUUGGUUGGUCUGAUAUUCCAUGGCAAGCUGUAAACCUAUCAGCUCUACUCAGCCUUAUUUUCAACUUUUUGGUGAACUUUGGCAUUGCUUAUACUUACCCACUGUUCAUAUCAAUUGCAAUGAUGAUUGGAAUCCCGCUCAAUGCUGGUGUAGAUGUGAUAUUUCGACAUGGAACAUUCAGCGCUAUACGACUUGUUGCCGCAGUGUUAGUAUUUUCUGGAUUUGCUAUCAUGCUUUUCCCUGAUUCAUGGAACGACCCAAUUCAUUCUAUUCUGCAAUGUAAGACUGAAAACCCUGAAGGAAAGGAAGAAGAAAUGAUCAAACUGAAAACUAACCGUGAUGAGGAAGAGAAAGCAACUCAAGGAUCUUCAUCACCAGAGAAAUCACCUUUAUUUGUAACUGAAGAAAUAGCUUAAAUUUAUAAUUUUUUGCACAGCGCUUAUUUAAGCCUUUGGCACCAAACAGGGCCCGCUACAAGCAGCUACUGGCAUGUAAGGGGCUACAAUAAUUUGAAGUACCGUCAGUAUUACCCAUCCAAGUUAUUGUACCCUGAGUAAGAUGGUAGGAUUGGCUUUUAAACCAAGAUGUGUAAACUGCGAUGCCAACGUGGUUAACAUUAGCCCCCAUGAUGUGCUGAAUAUUUUUUAUUCGACUUUGAUAUCCAAACAUCACUUGACACAAACAAAAGAAUUUUAAUUUUAUCUUGAUACUUAUAUAUUAUUUAAUAUAAUCAAUGAAGCAUAACUGGGCAGAAUCAGCUCUGGCUCCGAAUAGCAUAUCAAGCUACAAACAAUUGCCCGUCCCCUGCCACACCCCUGCUAGGCCAUCAGACUUCGGUGAUCUUUGGUAGUUUCGCUACCUCCCAGUCUAUAUCAGAUUAAUUGCUAUUUAAUUUUUUAUCAUUUAUAUUUUGGUUGAAAAAAAUAAUAAAUUUUCGGGGCUCCUGAAGUAUGCGAACCAAGAUGGCGGAUAUCGGAAUGUAAUAUGUGUACUAGGUUAGGGU